Molecule: messenger RNA, 1941 nt
Organism: Phyllotreta striolata
Lineage: Eukaryota; Metazoa; Arthropoda; Insecta; Coleoptera; Chrysomelidae
Source: the annotation of a GenBank genome assembly
AUGCCGAGCUCCCGCAAGAUCAUCCUGCAGCACGUCAUGUCGGGCAUAUGCUCGAAGAUGAACAGAAAGAAGCAACUGCCCUCGGACGUGAUGGAAACGCCGCUCAACCGAUGCCUCAACACCUUCGAUAUCACUCUGUUAGGCGUAGGCCAUAUGAUCGGCGCUGGAAUAUAUGUACUCACCGGAACGGUAACCAAAGACAUAGCGGGACCAGGCAUAAUAAUAUCCUUCCUACUGGCCGGAGCGGCGUGUCUUCUAUCGGCCCUCUGCUACGCGGAAUUCGGCACGAGAGUGCCCAAGGCCGGAUCCGCCUACGUCUACACCUACAUCAGCAUCGGCGAGUUCUGGGCCUUCGUCAUCGGAUGGAACAUCCUCUUGGAGCACAUGAUCGGUGCUGCUUCGGUGGCGCGCGCCUGGAGCGGCUACAUCGACUCCUUGUUCAACAACGCCAUCAGCAACGCCACGAUGUCGUUGACGGGGGAGAUGCACGAGCAACAGCUGAGCAAAUACCCCGACUUGCUGGCGUUCGCCGCCUGCCUGGCCUACGCCGGGCUGCUGGGCGUCGGCGUCAAGACCUCCACGAUGGUCAACAGCCUGCUGACGAUGGUGAAUCUCCUAGUGAUGGGUUUAGCGGUGGCGGUGGGGUUUCUCUACGCCGACGUGGGGAAUUGGACGGAGCAGAAAGGCGGUUUCUUGCCGUACGGGUUCGGCGGCGUGAUGGCGGGAGCGGCGACUUGUUUCUACGCCUUCGUGGGUUUCGAUAGCAUCGCGACGUCGGGCGAGGAGGCGGAGAAUCCGUCGUUUUCCAUACCGACGUCGACCGUUUUGUCGAUGGGCAUCGUCACCGUGGGGUACGUUUUGGUGGCGUCGGCGCUCACCCUGAUGGUGCCCUAUAACGAAAUCGACGCCAACGCCGCCCUGCCGGAGGCCUUCAACAAAAUCGGAGUACACUGGGUCAGAUAUGUCAUAUCGUUGGGCGCCAUUUGCGGCAUGACCACCACGUUGUUCGGAUCGCUGUUCUCCUUACCGAGAUGCAUGUACGCUAUGGCGCAAGACGGGCUACUCUUCAGCUUCCUAGGCAACAUCAAUACCAAAACGCAAUUGCCGCUCGUCAAUUUGAUGAUUUCCGGAGUGUUUUCCGCUCUCAUCGCCCUUCUCUUCGACCUGGAGAAACUCGUCGAAUUCAUGUCGAUCGGCACUCUAUUGGCCUACACCAUCGUCAGCGCUUCUGUUAUAAUACUCAGAUACCGGCCGAGCUUCGAAGCGUCGCGAGCGAAACCGGCGCCGGCGACGCCGGGCUCGGACAUGUCGAGCACGACGUCGGAGGCGGCGUCGACGCCCGUGCUGGAGGCGGCCGAUCCCGCCGGCACGCUGAGGGCCGGCUACGGCUGGCUGGGGCCGGUGUUCGGCCGGUGCGAGCCCGGCUCGGCGGUGGCGGGGGCGGUUUUCGCCUAUACAAUGUUCAGCUGCGCCCUGUGCGUGCUGAUGCAGCGGCUCGCCGCCGGCGAGGCGGCGGGAGGCGGCGCGUGGUGCUCGGCUUUCUUCGUCGGAGCGUUUGUGUUCGUGAUGAGCGCUAGUUUAUUGGUAAUCAACGCUCACCAUCAAAACACCGAGGGUUUGCGAUUCAAAGUGCCUUUGGUACCGCUUUUACCGGCCAUAAGUAUCUUAUGCAACAUCGAGUUUAUGGUAAACUUGAAUAUACUCACUUGGUUGAGGUUCUUCGUUUGGAUGGUGAUAGGUAUGUUGGUGUAUUUCUUGUAUGGCAUCCAUCACAGCAAAGAGGGCGAUGGGAAUUCGUCGUACUCGAUUCUGAUGACUUCGUCGGAGGCGGGGAAGGAGAAAUGGGGCGCCAUUAGCGCCGUCAAGGCGGCGCUGACGAGGAGAAAGGGUUCGCUGGGGGAAAGGGGGGCCAUCGUGGACGAAGAGGAGAGCUCUGAGUAG